This is a messenger RNA of Cetraspora pellucida, 194 nucleotides long. Lineage: Eukaryota; Fungi; Glomeromycota; Glomeromycetes; Diversisporales; Gigasporaceae. The record is from the annotation of a GenBank genome assembly.
CUAUAUAUGAAAUAUGGCUAUGGUAUAUCCAAGCUAGAUGGAGAGAAAAUAUUAUUCCUGAAUCAAUAGUUGGUAAAGUUACUGAAGGAAAAAUUAAAAGAAACUUGCAAGUCCUAAACAAAUUGCAAAAAGGAAAAGGAAUACGAAAAAUUAUGAAACAUAUAAACAUUAAACACAUAUUAGACUGUAAAUAG